AUGAUCAAUUGGCCAAAACCAGCUUCAGUGAAGCAAUUAAAAGGGUUUUUGGGGCUAACAGGGUACUACAGGAAAUUUGUGAGGGGAUAUGUGGCAAUUGCUAAGCCCUUAACUGAGUUGCUUAAGAAGGAUGGGCUUGAAAAGAAGCCCCUGGCAUAUUUGAGUAAGGCACUAGGACCUAGACAUCUAGGAAUGUCUAUAUACGAGAAGGAGUUAUUGGCUAUAGUGACUACUAUCAGCAAGUGGAGACAUUAUCUAGAGGGCCAUCACUUUGUCCUUAAGACUGAUCAUCAAAAUGAUAUCAAGAAGGAGGUUCAAGAAUGUGAAGUAUGUAGCAGAUGUAAGCAUGAAAAUAUUCCCAAUCUAGGCCUGCGGCAAUCUUUACCAGGCCCACAAUACUCUUGGAGUCAUAUCACUAUGGACUUCAUAGAGGGACUUUCAAUGUUUAAGGGUAAGAAUGUGAUCAUGGUUGUGGUCGACAGGUUAACAAAAUAUAGCCAUUUCCUCGGUCUAUCCCAUCCUAUUUGUGCUACUGCUAUAGAAGAUUAUGUACAGAACAAGCAGGCCAUUGCGAAGUUGCUCAAAGAAAACCUAGAACAAGCUCAAGCUAGAAUGAUGCAUUAUGCUGAUACCAAGAGGCCAAAGAGGACAAUUGAAACUACUGUUGCCAUUAGGAGGAACAUGAAAUUGGCUACAAAAUAUUAUAGUCCUUAUCAGGUAGUAGAGAAGAUUGGGGCUGUUGCCUAUAAACUGAAGUUACCAAAGGGCUUUAAAAUUCAUCUCGUUUUCCAUGUGUCAUUAUUGAAGAAGAAGGUGGGAGAGGGAGUGACUCCUGGUUCUGCCCUACCAUACUCAGAUGAAGAGGGACAGCUGAAGGUGCAACAAGUGGCAAUGUUAGAAAGGAGGAUGGUCAAGAGGAAAAAUAGUGCAGCAGUGCAAUGGCUAGUUCAGUGGUUCAACUCUACUCCAACUAAUGCUACCUGGGAGGAUGAUGAGUUCAUAUGA
This is a messenger RNA of Coffea arabica (coffee), 1005 nucleotides long. The record is from RefSeq and is a predicted model, not a curated record. Lineage: Eukaryota; Viridiplantae; Streptophyta; Magnoliopsida; Gentianales; Rubiaceae.